Molecule: messenger RNA, 2644 nt
Organism: Daucus carota subsp. sativus
Lineage: Eukaryota; Viridiplantae; Streptophyta; Magnoliopsida; Apiales; Apiaceae
Product: protein tesmin/TSO1-like CXC 3
Exons: 10
Coding region: 109-2457 (782 amino acids)
Molecular function (GO): DNA-binding transcription factor activity
Source: RefSeq, a predicted model, not a curated record
UGGAUUUUAUUAAGGAAAUUUCUCUACUCGUAUAUGUUCACAUUUGUUUCCUCAUUCUCCCGCCUUCCCCUCUUCUUGAAAAUCUGUCUUUAUUUCUAGAGAGAGAAAAUGGGUGAUGAUGAUGGAGUGGGUUUAGAGAGAGAAAGUGAAGAUGUUGAUGCUACUGAAGCAGGAGAUGUUGCUACGGAUACUCCACAGAGAAAACAGAUCAAUACUCCUGUCUCUAACUUCGAGGAAUCUCCUGUCUUCAAUUAUCUCAACAACCUUUCUCCUAUUGCGGGGGUUAGGUCUGUGCACAUUACUCAGACAUACAACUCACUUAAUCUUGCAUCUCUUCCGUCAGUUUUCACUUCACCCCAUGUUAGCACCAUCAAGGACUCUAAAUUCUUAAGAAGGCAUCAUUUACGCGAUCCAUCAAAACUUGAGUUCUCUUCUGAGAAUGUAAACAAAGCAAGUAAACAGCAAGAAGUUGCAGGCAUUUUUGAUGAUUCCAGCGAGGUGCAAAAUUUCAGUCCAGUGAGUGCCUCUAGUAAACCACCUCAUCUCCCAAAUGAGCUUUCAAGAACUGUGACUUACGAACCUGUUAACCUUGAUUCUGAUGUGGCUCUGUGCUCUGUGAUGCAAACCAAAUGUAUACCAGAAUUGUCUGGAUCGUGUAGCACUCUUGGUCCAUCUAUGCAUAUUGAUUCUGGAAUUUGUCAAAUUGGAAGUGAAAUUAACAUAGAGGGAGCAAGCCAUAUUGAUGAGGAGAAAGAAGUUUCUGAUUGUGAUUGGAAUAAUUUACUUUCUGAUGAAGGUGGCUUAUCAAUCUUUGAAUCUCCAAUUGAUUCAAAGUCUUUGAACGAUCCUAGUCAGAAAUCACAUGAGGCUGGGAUGAGUUUCCGCACUUCUUUGUUUGAUGAUCUACCCAAAAAUUUAGCUAUUCAGGCAGUUGAGCCUUGUCAACUAUCUGAAACAGAUGAUAUGUCUUUUCAACAUAAAGAGAGUAAUAUGAAUGAAAUAGCUGAAAAUCAUGACCUCCUUGUUUCCCUGAGUAGUGAGGCAGGGGACACAAAUGAGAUAGUGGAUGGCGAGCUUGCUUCAAAUAUACAGCGUGGUUUGAGAAGACGUUGUCUGCUUUUUGAGAUGACGGGAUCUCGAAGGAAACCCUUGACCGAUAUUUCAAAUGUCGGCCCAAUCACGCUAUCUCAUUCUCAUGAUAAUAUUUUGUCCAAUGAUAAAUGUCUUGUUCCUAAUAAGCCUAAGCAUGAUAUUCGAAGAUGCAAUCUAUCUGGAAUCGGUUUGCACUUAAAUGCUCUUGCAUCAACAUCAGUAAACCAUAAAGUCGGAAAAUAUGAGGAAUUAAAUACUGACAAACAACCACUAAGUGUGUUCCCCUCAGCUGUUUGUCUAAAUCCUUCAAAUAGGCAAGAACAACAAAAAGAUUCUUUAGUUGCAAGUUCAUCUGAAAUGGAUAUGCUCCCUGCUGGAGAAUACAUCUCACUUGUUGAAGAUGCGGGUCAAGCUUCAGAAGAUGUUCUGAAUGAAGAAUUAGUUGACAAUAGUGCAAAAAAGAAGAGGCAAAAAGUGGAAAGUGGUGGAGAAGGUGAGUCUUGCAAGCGUUGCAAGUGUAAAAAAUCAAAGUGCUUAAAGCUUUACUGUGAAUGCUUUGCUGCUGGUCUCUAUUGUGUGGAGCCAUGUGCUUGUCACGAAUGCUUCAACAAGCCUAUUCAUGAGGAAAAUGUUCUUGCAGCUCGCAAUCAAAUCGAAUCUCGCAAUCCCCUUGCAUUUGCUCCUAAAGUGAUCAGGAGCUCAGAAUCUAUGAUAGACGUUGGGGAGGAAUCUGGAAAGACUCCUGCUUCCGCUAGACAUAAAAGAGGAUGUAACUGCAAGAAAUCUGGUUGUACGAAGAAAUAUUGUGAAUGCUUCCAGGGAGGUGUUGGGUGCUCAAUUAACUGUAGAUGUGAACAGUGUAAAAAUACAUUUGGUAGAAAGCAUGGGUCUAGUUAUAUACGAAUGGAAGUCGAACUAGAGAAGGACGUAGAGGGUGAGGCAUGUGAGAGUGUGAUUGAGAAAAACCUGCAAAUUAGAACAGUCCAGAAUGGCGCAGAACAAAAUACGAGAUUCGGACUUCCUGAGACACCUUUACCAUCUGACAGACAAUUGAUUGCGCCACCACUGUCCUCCAAGAGUAUGAGACCACCACGCUCGACUUUUCUAGCUGUUGAAUCCUCCAGCCAAGAGUUUGGAAAACUAAAUCGAUCUCAAUCCAAGUUUAAGAAGCAUAUAAAUGCACAAGAAGAUGAGAUGUCUGAAAAUCUCCAGCCUAUCAUGGGUGAUGUACAGUCAGAUUCUCCCAACAGUAAGAGAGCUUCUCCUCUUCACGGGAAAGCUGGCUUUACCCCUGGUCUAAGAAGCAGCCGUAAGUUGAUACUGCAGUCUAUUCCAUCCUUCCCUUCUCUCACCCCUAAGCACUAAGCAAGACCGUUAUUUGGUUAAUGUAAAGAGAAUUUCUUUUUUUGUCCUAUGUAGAUAUUCUCCGUGUCUUGGUUGUUUGUAGAGUUUAAAAUCUAUGUUUGCAGUAUUGUAUAUAAUAAGAUCUUCAUGAAUGCGUUUAUUGGUCAAUUACUUUACUUGUGUUAUAUUUGAUGAGGUUUCAGUACUA